Diospyros lotus (date-plum) is the source of this 1524-nucleotide messenger RNA. Its product is annotated as AT-hook motif nuclear-localized protein 8-like. Lineage: Eukaryota; Viridiplantae; Streptophyta; Magnoliopsida; Ericales; Ebenaceae. Gene Ontology annotation, molecular function: minor groove of adenine-thymine-rich DNA binding. The record is from RefSeq and is a predicted model, not a curated record. The coding region runs from base 180 to 1310 and encodes 376 amino acids. The transcript is spliced from 5 exons.
CCAAACAGCCCCCACCCUAAAAACCCUAAAGUCUCUAAACCCUUCUCCGUAUGAAAUUGCUUUUUGUCAGUUUUGAUCUCUCUGUCUCUCUCUCUUUCUUUCUUUCUCUCUCUCAUUUACAGUCUCACCCAAGUUGAACCAACCCGCAUUGUUCCGCUUCUCCGCUUAUUAACUCCCUGAUGGAUUUAAGAGAAUCACCGGCAAACGCCCCACCGCAAUCCCACCUACAACCACCGCCACCUCCGCCGGGCAUGACGUUGGGGCAGCCCCACUCGUACGCCCCCAACACCAACAACGCCCAGACCAACGCAUCUCCGUCCAUGAUCAACCCCAAUUCCACCGCCUCCAUGAUGCAAAACUCUCAGUUCGCCUUCAAUUCCAUGGUCUCGCCGUCUUCGAAGCCGAUGGAGGACUCUUUGAACUCGCAGUACGGCGACGGAUCGCAGACCUCCGGCCUUAGGCCUUACGGAUUCGGCACUGAUACGGCGAAGAAGAAGAGAGGGCGUCCGAGAAAGUACUCUCCCGACGGUAACAUUGCCCUCGGUCUGACCCCUAAUCCUGCACAAAAUCAAACCCCAAACCCUGUUACCCCAAAUUCCUCUUCGGCGCCGGGUCCUGGGGAUUUUGGCGCCAUCACUCCGGCUUCUGACCCUUCGGCUAAGCGGCGCGGGAGGCCGCCUGGGUCUGGGAAGAAACAGUUGGAUGCUUUAGGAUCUUUCGGUGUUGGUUUUACACCACAUGUGAUACUGGUCAAAGCGGGAGAGGACAUAGCGUCAAAGAUAAUGGCCUUUUCACAGGAAGGACCACGAACUAUUUGUAUUCUCUCUGCAAAUGGUGCUGUUUGCAAUGUCACCCUUCGCCAGACAUCUAUGUCUGGGGGCAUUGUGACAUACGAGGGUCGCUUUGAAAUAAUCUCUUUAUCAGGUUCCUUCUUCAUGUCUGAAAGUGGUGGUAGCCGCAAUAGAACAGGUAGUCUGAGUGUGUCCUUGGCAGGUCCAGAUGGACGAGUUUUAGGUGGUGGUGUUGCGGGGAUGUUAGUGGCAGCAACACCAGUACAGGUUAUUGUGGGUAGCUUCAUUGCGGACAAGAAAAAGCCAAAAUCCCUGUCUUCUUCUGCACCUCCACACAACAUGUUGAACUUUAAUGCACCAGCUGCAGCUGCAAGUCCUUCGAGCGAAUCAUCUGAGGAGAAUGGCAGCAGUUCUUUUAACAGGGAUCCAGUACCUUACAACAACGCUAGCCAACCUCUUCAUAAUAUGCCCAUGUACUCAAACAUGGGCUGGGGAAACUCCACCGUGAAGAUGCUUUGAGGAUACAUUUGUUCUAAUUGUCAACAUGGUUGGGAAGUUAGAGGUUGAUUUACAAUGGACUAGCCCAGCAACUUGUAGGUCUUUCUUCUAGAAUGUAACUUGUCUAAAUUUGGUAUCUUUAUUAUGUAUGGUACCCAUUUUCUUUUUCCUUUAUUUACCCUGGGUCUGUGACAAUGGCCGAUUAAUUGAAAGUGGAGCUAUAUGAUUUAUUUUA